Messenger RNA from Euleptes europaea (tarantolino), 4923 nucleotides. Its product is annotated as protocadherin Fat 2-like. Gene Ontology annotation, cellular component: plasma membrane. Bases 1 to 4923 code for a protein of 1640 amino acids. The record is from RefSeq and is a predicted model, not a curated record. Gene Ontology annotation, biological process: homophilic cell-cell adhesion. NCBI's taxonomy places the organism in Eukaryota, Metazoa, Chordata, Lepidosauria, Squamata, Sphaerodactylidae. The transcript has 3 exons. Gene Ontology annotation, molecular function: calcium ion binding.
AUGGCAGAAAAUCACAGAUCUCAGUUCUACAAAACUACCAUUCUUAUUUGGAUCAUGAAGAUGAUCGUCUGGGAAGCUGCCUGUGGACAAAUUCGCUAUGUGAUUCUUGAGGAAACUGAAAGAGGUUCUUUUGUGGGAAACGUUGCAAAAGAUCUGGCGCUGGAUAUGGAUAAGUUAUCUAACAACAGAGUCCAUGUCAUUUCCACAGGUAAGACUCAAUAUUUUGCUCUUAAUAUGGAAAAUGGACAUUUAUACACUUCUGAAAAAAUCGACAGAGAAAUGGUCUGUGGUCAGAUUUUGAAAUGCUUGCUAAAAUUUGAGAUUCUAGUUCAAGACAAAAUGAAAGUUUAUACCAUUGAAGUUGAAAUAGCAGAUAUUAAUGAUAAUACCCCAAGAUUCCAAAUGGAACAACUGACAGUUAGCAUCAGAGAAACCACAGCACAAGGAUCAAGGUUUCUCCUUGCAGAUGCGCUGGACCCAGAUGUGGGGAUCAAUUCUAUCCAGAGAUAUGAAUUAAGUAAUAAUAAAUAUUUCUCAUUGUAUGUACAAGCCGGAGAAAGUGGAGUUAAAAAUGCUGGAAUGGUACUUGAGAAUUCCUUGGACAGGGAAGAAAAGUCUUUUCAUAAUCUUGUCCUAACAGCCAUUGAUGGAGGAGACCCAGUCAGGUCCGGAAGUGUGCAAAUCUGCGUUAUUGUUAUGGACGCAAAUGACAAUGCCCCUGUUUUCACCCAACCAAUUUAUAAAGUCACUGUAUUGGAAAAUGUUCCACUAGGUUUUGUUCUGACUACAGUGAAAGCUACAGACCUUGAUGAAGGAGUUAAUUCAGAAAUAACAUACACAUUUAGAUCAAAAUCAGAGAAAAUUUCUCAAAUAUUCCUACUAAAUUCACAAACAGGAGAAAUAUCAGUUCAAGGGAAUUUGGACUUUGAAGAAUUGGAAUAUUUUGAAAUAGAUAUCCAAGCUCAGGACCCAGAAGGUUUGUCAUCUCUUGCUAAGGUUUUUGUAACAGUUAUGGACUCAAAUGACAAUGCUCCGGAAAUCACAGUUUCGUCAUUCUUCACCUCAGUAUCAGAAAAUUCACAGAGUGGGACUGUAAUUGCUCUAUUGCAUGUCAAGGACAAAGACUCCGGAGAAAAUGGGAAGGUCACAUGUUCAAUUCCUCCAAACCUUCCAUUUCAACUGCAAAAGUCUGUAGACAAUUAUUACACUUUGGUGACAGAUGGCAAUCUGGACAGAGAGGUUGUUGAGCAUUAUAACUUGACAAUCACAGCAACAGACAGCGGGACACCACUACUCUCUACAACUGCCUACUUACCAAUAAAGAUACUAGAUAUAAAUGAUAAUGCACCCAUCUUCAAAGAAAGAUUAUAUACAUCAUAUUUACAAGAGAAUAACCCUACUGGAGCCUCCUUGAUGAUGCUGGAAGCAAAUGACCUGGAUUGGGGUACUAACUGUACAGUGACUUAUUCCAUUCUUGAUGGGAAUGACCUUUCAGUUUCAGUUGCCUCAUUUCUCUCAGUCAACACUGAGACAGGUGUUGUCUAUGCUCUGUGUCCCUUUGAUUAUGAACAGUUCCAGCAAAUGAAUUUCCUGGUUAAGGCCCAAGAUGGAGGCUCCCCACCACUGAACUCCAAUGUCUCAGUGACUCUCUUCAUCCUGGAUCAGAAUGAUAAUACUCCAGAAAUCUUGUACCCUUCUAUCCCCACUGAUGGUUCCACUGGAGUAGAGCUAGCCCCUCGCUCUUCUGAGCCUGGAUAUCUGGUCACUAAGGUGGUGGCGGUGGAUACAGACUCUGGCCAGAACGCCUGGCUCUCCUAUCAGCUACUGAAGGCCACAGAACCAGGUCUUUUCACCAUAGGACUCCACACUGGAGAGAUCAGGACUGGCCGUUUCUUUCUAGACAAGGAUGCUCUCAAGCAAAGCCUGGUGGUUUUAGUGAAGGACAACGGGCAGCCCCCUCUCUCUGCCUCCGUCACGGUCACUGUGGUGCUGGCCGACAGCAUCCCUGAAAGCCUCUCUGAUAUUAGCAGCAUCUCCACUCCUGCAGACCCCCAGUCGGACCUCACCUUCUACCUGGUGGUCGCUGUGGCUUUUGUCUCCUGCUUGUUUUUCGCCUUCCUGUUUGUGUUGCUGGCACUCAGACUUCACAGAUGGAGAACUUCACAGCUGUGUGAUUCUGGAAGUGUAAAUUUUAGCGGUGUUCCUGUCUCACAAUUUGUGGGGAUUGAUGGAGUCCGAGCCUUUCUUCACUCCUAUUGCCAAGAAGUUUCUCUCACUGCUGACUCUAGGAAAAGCCAAAUUUUUUUCCCUAUUGGAAGUUGUACAAAUACUCUCACGCCUCAGCAAGUUUCUGUAGAACCGGGUUUCAAAUACCUUCCAGAAGAUUUAAACAUUGCAAAUGAAGGACAAGCAUCCCAGGAGUUUGAAAUGGCUAAUCUACAAAUACCAUCAGAUAUUACAAUGAGAGAGUUAUUCUUUCUCGUGCUGGGAUCUCUUUUGCAAGCAGUUUUUGGGCAGAUCCGGUACUCAGUUCCUGAGGAAUUGCUGAAAGGCUCCUUUGUGGGGAAUAUCGCAAAGGAUUUGGCGAUGGAUUUGAAGCAACUCUCGCAUGGAGGUGUCCAGAUUAUUACAGAAGGUAGGAGACAAUAUUUUGCCCUUGAUUUCCAAAAUGGCCAUUUGUGUAUUCAUGAGAGAGUGGACAGAGAAGCAAUAUGUGGACGGCUCUUAACUUGCAUGUUAAAGUUAGAGAUUCUUGUUCAGGAACAAGUGAAGGUUUACAUAGUUGAAAUUGAAAUUGAAGAUAUCAAUGACAAUGCACCAACUUUCCAAGUAGAGACAACACAGUUAAAAAUCCCAGAAAGUACAGCCACAGGGUCCCGAUUCCUUCUACCAGAUGCACAGGACCCAGACUUGGGAAGAAAUUCUUUACAGACCUAUCAACUUAGCCCCAAUGGACAUUUUACUCUUGAUGUGCAAACUGGUGCAAAUGGAGGCAAAUAUGUUGAGUUUAUACUAGAAAAGUCUCUGGACAGGGAAGAAGCAGCUUUCCAUGACUUAAUCCUCACAGCCAGUGAUGGAGGAGAUCCUGUGAAAUCCGGAACUGCACACAUCAGGGUUGUUGUUGAAGAUGCAAAUGACAAUGCACCAGUUUUUUCACAAUCUGUUUAUAAAGUGACUGCAAUGGAGGACAUCCCUAUAGAUUCUCUGCUAGUAACAGUUAAUGCUACUGAUGCAGAUGAAGGCAUAAAUGCAGAGAUAACGUAUGCAUUCAGGCAAGCAUCAGAAAAAGCUUCAAAUAUAUUCCAUCUGGAUUCCAAGACUGGAGAAGUCAGGGUGAAAGAGAACUUGGAUUUUGAAGAGAAUACCAUGUAUGAAAUGGAGAUCCAAGCCCGUGAUGGGAGAGGUCUAUCAGGCCGUGCAAAUAUUUUGGUGACUGUUGUUGACGUAAAUGAUAAUGCACCAGGGAUUGCAGUCACGUCUCUCACCAAUGCUGUGAGUGAAGAUUCCCCUCAAGGAACUGCAGUUGCACUGUUAAGAGUAACAGACAGGGAUUCAGACAACAACGGGAAGGUCUGGUGCUCCAUCUCUGAGAACCUGCCAUUUCGUUUACAGAAAACCUUUGACAAUUAUUACAGCUUGGUGACUGACAAAGCCCUAGACCGAGAAAUAAUAUCAGCUUACAAUGUGACUGUCAUAGCAACUGAUCAAGGAAACCCUCCUCUCUCCACAACGACCAUCAUUCCCCUGAAAAUAUUAGACAAAAAUGACAACCCACCCACCUUUAAAGAGAAGUCCUACAUAUCCUCUAUAACAGAAAAUACACCUGCCGGAACUUCGGUUUUCACAUUAAAAGCAAACGAUCCAGACUGGGAGGAGAACAGCAGAAUUACUUAUUCUAUCAUUCAAGACCAGGUGAGGCCUUUCUCCUCUUACCUUUCAAUAAACUCUGAGACUGGAGCCAUCUAUGCCCUCCGCUCCUUUGAUUAUGAAGAGUUCCAGGAGAUUAAUUUCUUGGUCAAGGCCCAAGAUGGAGGUUCCCCACCACUCAGCUCCAAUGUCUCAGUGACUCUCUUAAUUUUAGAUCAAAAUGACAACUCACCCCAAAUCCUGUAUCCCUCUCUGCCCAGUGAUGGCUCCACUGGAGUAGAGCUGGCCCCUCGCUCCUCUGAGCCUGGAUACCUGGUCACUAAGGUGGUGGCAGUGGAUGCAGACUCUGGUCAGAACGCCUGGCUCUCCUAUCAGUUACUGAAGGCCACAGAACCAGGGCUGUUCACCAUAGGACUCCACACUGGAGAGAUCAGGACAGCCCGUUUCUUUCUAGACAAGGAUGCUCUCAAGCAAAGCCUGGUGGUUUUAGUGAAGGACAACGGGCAGUCCCCUCUCUCUGCCUCCGUCAUGGUCACUGUGGUGCUGGCCGACAGCAUCCCUGAAAGCCUCUCUGAUAUUAGCAGCAUCUCAGCUCCUGCAGACCCGCAGUCAGAUCUCACCUUCUACCUGGUGGUUGCUGUGGCUUUUGUCUCCUGCUUGUUUUUCACCUUCCUUCUGGUGUUGUUGGCACUCAGACUUCACAAAUGGAGAACUUCUCAGUUGUGUGCUUCUGGGAGUAUGAAUUUCAGCGGAGUUCCAGUUUCACAGUUUGUGGGGAUUGAUGGAGUUCAAGCCUUUCUUCACUCCUAUUGCCAUGAGGUUUCAUUAACUUCAGGCUCUCGAAAGAGUCAGGUUCUCUUUCCCAUUGAAAGCUGUACGAACACCCUGAGAGCUCAGCAGGAUUCUAAUAAACCGGAAACUUUCUUUGCUGCAGAAGAUUCAAAUACGAACCAAGAAGGGCAAGCCUUUGGACAGAGAGUACAAAGGGCUGCCAAAGGCAAACCUGGAAUGGGAGAGUGGAGCAGAUACCUGGUCGAAGCUGGGGAAGAUGACUGA